ACUUUGUCAGGUUCAAAAUUUGUUGAUUGAUUUAUUUGAUUUAGUUUUUGAGUCGAGAAAUCAAAAUGUGCUUCAAAGACCCAAAAAAUAAUGCAUUGCUCGCCGGAGUAAGUGCGAUAUCAUUUGCAAUUAUCACCCUAGUUAUAGAAUUUUUAAGUGAACAAAAAGAUUGGUUCGUUUAUAAAAAUGAUUGGAAAAUUAAAGCUGAACUCGGAAUAUGGAUUCUGAUUUGUCUAGCCGCCGCUGCUCUUCUGCUGGGGGUGUUUUUGAAGAAUCGUUACAUUGUGCUGGUAUGGCUCGUCGUAGUUUUCGCGUGCGGAAUCGUUUUGAUCGUUUUUUACAUCGUAUUUAUAGGGAAAGCUACUGAACAUUCUUAUAUUAUAUCAGGAACACUGAGAUUUGUCGUCUUCAUACCUUUUUUUGUGAUUUGGACUUGGCUGCCACUGCUAUACUAUCGGGAGCUCUCUGGCGAUACCCUGUUCUGUAGAUAGAUAUCGUGAAUUUUGUAUUCAAUAAAUCUUGAGUUGUG
Messenger RNA from Drosophila miranda, 529 nucleotides. RefSeq lists its product as uncharacterized. Bases 66 to 491 code for a protein of 141 amino acids. The record is from RefSeq and is a predicted model, not a curated record. The transcript is spliced from 4 exons. Lineage: Eukaryota; Metazoa; Arthropoda; Insecta; Diptera; Drosophilidae.